Molecule: messenger RNA, 2872 nt
Organism: Salvelinus namaycush (lake trout)
Lineage: Eukaryota; Metazoa; Chordata; Actinopteri; Salmoniformes; Salmonidae
Product: haloacid dehalogenase-like hydrolase domain-containing 5
Exons: 8
Coding region: 218-1546 (442 amino acids)
Biological process (GO): glycerophospholipid biosynthetic process
Cellular component (GO): mitochondrion
Source: RefSeq, a predicted model, not a curated record
UCCGACCUGAACACCACUGACGUCAUGAUUUGACCUCUCUUUUUCCGUGUUCCCAGUUGUAUUGAAAGCACUAAAAGGAUGUCGUCAUUUCGCCGUGCAUAGAAAAAAAUUAAUGAGUAAAAAAAUCGGAAUUAAACAAGCCCAGCCAGCUCAGCCCAAACCGGCUUUUUUAUUUGGUGUUUCAUUAUUUUUCGGUCACCGGUGAAAGUAGGCGGAGAUGAGGGGACUCCUGCCUUUUUACAGAGUUCUGAACGCCCUGUGUAACCGACAAGUCAGGCGAAGAGCUGGAUUUGCCGGUUCUGAGUGCGGGUUUAGCGGAACCGUGUCUGUUAGCAAGCCACAGCCAUGCUUUGGCCUGCUGUUUGACAUCGAUGGCGUGCUUGUCCGGGGAAAGAUACCCAUCCCUGCUGCAAAAAAGGCCUUCCAAAAACUGGUCAACUCUCAGGGACAAUUUGUGGUACCAGUUGUUUUUGUCACCAACGCAGGGAAUUGUAUGCGGCAGAUGAAAGCAGACCAGCUCUCGCACAUCCUGGGAGUGCCUAUCACCAUGGACCAGGUGAUGAUGUCACACAGUCCACUGAGGAUGUUCAAGAAAUACCAUGACAAGUGUGUUCUGGUGUCAGGACAAGGGCCCGUCCUGGAUAUUGCCAAAAACUUGGGCUUCCAGAAUGUGGUCAGUAUCGACAUGUUGAGAGAAUCCUUUCCUCUGCUGGACAUGGUAGACCACAACAGACGGCCCAAACUGCCGUCCAGUCCUAUUGCCAACCUUCCCACAGUAGAAGCUGUUAUUCUGUUUGGGGAGCCCAUCCGAUGGGAGACCAACCUCCAGCUGAUAAUUGAUAUCCUGCUGACCAAUGGGAACCUGAGCGGAGCCCACCAGACCCAAAAGCUUCCCCACCUCCCCCUGCUGGCCUGCAACAUGGAUCUCAUGUGGAUGGCUGAGGCCCAGUCUCCACGCUUUGGUCAUGGAACAUUCCUGGUGUGCCUGGAGAACAUCUACAAGAAGAUAACGGGUAAAGAGGUGAAGUACAAAGCUCUGAUGGGAAAGCCCAGUGAACUGACCUACCACUUUGCUGAGUGCCUCAUCAGAGGCCAGGCUGUGGAGAGAAACUGGACACAGCCCAUCACCUCCCUCUAUGCUAUUGGGGAUAACCUGAUGACUGACAUCUAUGGGGCCAACCUCUACAGUUGUUACCUGGAGGAGAGGAACAGGAGGAAGAACUCCAAAGCUGUCGCCAAUAUGGCCACUGGCACGGGCUCUAGUGCAGCCCUUCCCCAGGACAACGACCACGUAGAGAACACCUGGGAGAGCGAGCUGGCACCCCCCUCCGCCACCUCCUGCAAGUCCAUCCUGGUGUGCACUGGGGUGUACAACCCCCACACGGAGGUGCCCACUUAUGCCAACAAGUGCAUCAAGGAGACUGUGUUUCACGGGCAUCGCGACUUGCGCUUUGACCCGGCGUUGGUAGAGCCCGGGCACAUCGUGCAGGAUGUGGCUGACGCCGUGGAGCUCAUCUUUGAGCAGGAGAAGUUUGUGCCUCAGUAAUGUUUUCAGGUUGGUGUCGUCAUGGAGACCUCCUUAGUAGAGGUCUCAGGUUUGCCUGUGCCGGCCAUAGAAUUAGAAUUGAUUAUAUUCAAAUUCUAUGGUUCUGGGUUAAAAAGGAGGGGGUUCCUAAAAAUUGAUACAGAGCAGACCCAACCAACUGAUCAAUAUCCAGUGUUGUGCAGAUUUGUUUUGUAUGAUACGAUGGACCAGAUUCCCUUAGUCCUUAACUGGGAAAUACCACUUACUGAGUUACGUUGGACAGUGUUUACAACUUGGCAGGGUAUUGAAGGAACUUAAUAGGUAAAGUACUGUAGUGAGAUUGAACUCUUAUUCAUUCUGUUGUAUUGUUCUAUAGUGGGCUUAAAACGAUUUAAGUUCUGCACAAUUACCCGCUUUUAAGUAAUGGCAAUUGAUUUUAAUGCAAGCCUUAUUUAAUAGUAUUAUGAAUAAGUAUUUUCUUAGUUGUGAUUAUGUACAAAGAUUAAUACCAUCUUUAAAAUUGUGAAUUUGAUUUAAUUGGUCUUAUGUAUCUUAAUGACUAUAAUAAGUUCAAAAUAUUUGUAUGAAUUCAUAUGUUUUCAAUUCCUUGUCAAACUGACCAUAUUACUGUCUACCAUAAGUUUUGUCUGUUACAUCUAUGCAUGCAUUUCAUAAGAUCGAUUUAAUGCAUUAUACUGUACUUAGCCCGGUUUCCCAAAAGCAUAUUAAGGCAAUUUCAUCGUUAGAACCAUAGAUGGUAGAUGGUUCUAAUAUUAAUUUUGCCUUAAGAUGCUUUUGGGAAACCGGGCCCUGUACUGUAAGAAUACCUAUUUGAUAUUUAGGGUGCAAUGCCGUCCUUCAACUGUGCUGUCUACAUUAUUUCGAGCAAUGUAAACCAUGUAACCUGUAUUUGCACAGAACAAAACGAUUCAUUCUCAUUUAAUGUUACCAUAUCUUGCCGAGCUACUAAACCUGCCCUUUGUUGUAAAUGUACCAUUUGUCGUAUGCGUUAGAACUUUGACCACAGAUGCAAAGACUGUAUCUAGCCACUUAUAUUUAUAUAGGAAUAUCAGAGAAGCUAUUUUAUCAUAGGUGUAUUAACCAUGCAUUUCAGUUGAUGCGUUACAUAUUUUAUAAGAUGUUGUCAAUAUUGCUUGUAUGAAUGAAAAUAGCGUAGCCUUAAAAAAACAAAAGAAAAAAGCUGGCUACCUGUUCUUCAGUGCUGAUGAUACAGCAUGGCUUUGUUUACAUGAAAACAAACGACUCCAUAGAAAAUUAAACAUGCUUAUCUUCUUGCCAUAUAUCCUACCAGUUUUCUUCUUACUGUCCUCAUGCACACAUCUUCAG